Messenger RNA from Elephantulus edwardii (Cape elephant shrew), 1338 nucleotides. RefSeq names its product FEZ family zinc finger 2 (gene FEZF2). The transcript is spliced from 4 exons. The record is from RefSeq and is a predicted model, not a curated record. Gene Ontology annotation, cellular component: nucleus. Bases 1 to 1338 code for a protein of 445 amino acids. NCBI's taxonomy places the organism in Eukaryota, Metazoa, Chordata, Mammalia, Macroscelidea, Macroscelididae.
AUGGCCAGCUCGGCGUCCCUGGAGACCAUGGUGCCCCCCGCCUGCCCACGCGCCGGAGCGUCGCCGGCCACUUCCAAGACGUUGGCCUUCUCCAUAGAGCGCAUCAUGGCCAAGACGUCGGAGCCCCGCGCGCCCUUCGAACCCCGGCCGGGGGCGCUGGAAGCGGAUGGCAGCCAGGGCAAGAAGCUCCUCAACCUGUGCUCGCCGCUGCCCUGCAUGAUCCCGCUGCAGCCCCUGGGCUACGAGGUGCCGUCCAAGGCGCUGCUCAGCUACUCGGAGCUCUGGAAGGGCAGCCUGCGCGCGGGCGCCGGGGCCCCGGUGUGCGGCGCCAGCGGCCUGUGCAAAACCAACUGUGGCGUGUGUUGCAAAGCCGAGCUGGGUCUGGCGCCCGGCGCGCUGCCCGCCGGCCGGGUCAUCAAGCCGCAGGCCAUCAACCAGGCCGUGGGGCUGCCGGCCGCCGGCUCACUCUACUACUUCAACUACCUGGACUCGGCCUCCUACCCACCCUCCGAGCUGCUGCGCGGCCACCUCUUCCCGGCCGGCCUCGGCGCGCAGGCCCCCGGCGCCCUGGCCGCGCACCCCAAGCUCUUCCUGCUGGAAAACGCCAAGCUGGCGGGCCUGGCGGCCGACAAGUUCCCUCACGCGCCCCCGUACCCCCACAAGGAGCGCCUGGGAGCCCCGCUCGAGCAGGUGCUGAAGGAGAACUCGGGCCUGAGCACGGAGCGCGGCGUCGUCAAGGGCCACAGCAAGCUGCCCGGAGGCUCCGCGGAUGGCAAGCCCAAGAACUUCACCUGCGAGGUGUGCGGCAAGGUGUUUAACGCCCACUAUAACCUCACCCGCCACAUGCCGGUCCACACCGGAGCCAGGCCGUUCGUGUGCAAAGUCUGUGGCAAAGGUUUCCGCCAGGCCAGCACGCUCUGCAGACACAAAAUUAUCCACACCCAGGAAAAGCCGCAUAAAUGCAACCAGUGCGGCAAAGCCUUCAACCGCAGCUCCACGCUCAACACGCACAUCCGCAUCCACGCCGGCUACAAGCCCUUCGUCUGUGAAUUCUGCGGCAAAGGCUUCCACCAAAAAGGGAACUACAAGAACCAUAAGCUGACGCACAGCGGCGAGAAGCAGUACAAAUGCACCAUCUGCAACAAGGCCUUCCACCAGGUCUACAACCUGACCUUUCACAUGCACACCCACAACGACAAGAAGCCUUUCACGUGCGCCACGUGCGGCAAGGGGUUUUGCAGAAACUUUGACUUAAAGAAACACGUGCGCAAACUCCACGACAGCGUGGGGCCUGCCACCCCCUCGCCCAAGGACCUGGCUCGGACGGUGCAGAGCUGA